AUGUUUGAAUGGAUGCCUAUUUUAAAAGGAAAGUAUUUCACAGCUGAAUAAUAUUUACAAAUAAUAGUAUUAGUCAAUUUGUUAAUUUUUGGAUUGAUUUUCUAUAAGUAAAAAUUCAAGAGCCUCCAACCCAUUACUAUUAAUUUAGCUAUUUUGUCUUUCUCUUGGUUUGGAGAUUUUAAGUACCUGUCAUUGGUUGUUCUAAUUGUUUACAAUAGAAGGUCACUCUCAAGGAUCACAAUAGUUGUAAUAUUGUAUUUGCUCACAUACGAUGUUUGUUUUGCAAUGCAUAACAUUAAUCAAGGGUUCAUCUUUAGUGUCGAUGGUGCUGCUUUCAGUACUUAAUUCACUAGGCUGUUUUAAGAGAAUAGGAAAUUUCAUCCGUAUGUAACUUUGACGCAAUAUCAUAAUGCAAUCAUUUUCAACUUCUAAAUUUAAGAUUAAUCUAAUUAUGCAGUCUAUUGCAACUCAGUUUAAUAGCGCAUUACACAUUCAAAACUAUAUGAUCGAUAUGUUUAUCACAGCGUCAUUCAGAUAGAUAAGAAGUCAAAUCAAAUACAGAUUUAUGAUGGUUAAAAAAUGAUAGGCGAAUAUUAUUACUUUGAUUUCAAUUCGACUAAUAUAACAAUAAUAGAUGGGGGUGAUUCAGGUUACACAGAAACAUCCAUUCAAAUUUGGAAACAUAUCUAGGCUGAACCAAAAAUCGAUGUAAUCAAUAUAGGAGGAGAUGUGGCAUAUGAUAAUGGAUUUGUCCAAUGCACAACCUGUUGGGAUAGAUUCUUGUCAUUAUAUGAGAGUGUAUGUAAAUCCAAAGGGAAACUGAUACCCUUAAUACUUUCAAUCGGCAACCACGACGUUGGAAGAGUCACUAAUCCUUCAUUGUUAUACGAUAAUUAAAUAAACUCAAAUGUACCCAAUAUAAUACAAAUGUUUCCAUAAUAAUUGAUCAGUAAACAAAUCCCUUAGAUUAGUGAUAGAACUUCGUAUUUUGUUCAUAGAAUAGGGCAUAUUAAUUUUAUAACAAUUGAUAGCGGGUACAUGACAAAUUCUGAGAGCCAAAAAGAGUUCUUAAAAAAUUCAAUCGAGAAAAAUAAAGUUAAUUUAGUUAGUUAUCAUGUACCAGUUGUUCCUCUGUAGGUAGAGGAUGAAAACUUUUUAUGGAAUUUGGGGGAGGAUUUAAAUAGAGCUGCUUUGGUUUUUGAGCAUCAUAAACAUAACUUUAAAAGAACUAAGAAAAUUUAAGUUCUUAAAUCUGAUAAUAAGAUUAAAGUUUUUCCAGGGAAUACUUAUUACGUUGGAAAUGGGGCGAUGGGAAUUUAGUCUGCCAAUAAGGUUGAGCAUUAAAUAGUAGAGAAAUCGAGUAGACAGGCUCAUUUUUGGGUGUAUAACUAUGAUAAUGGGUAGCAAUAUGUUUAUGCUGUAAAUAAGGAUGGAAGUAGGAUAGAUUACUUUGAAUUAGAUUAAUUUAAAGCGGCAUGA
Messenger RNA from Paramecium tetraurelia, 1479 nucleotides. RefSeq lists its product as uncharacterized. Gene Ontology annotation, molecular function: acid phosphatase activity. The record is from RefSeq and is a predicted model, not a curated record. NCBI's taxonomy places the organism in Eukaryota, Ciliophora, Oligohymenophorea, Peniculida, Parameciidae. The transcript has 2 exons.